UAAAAAAUACACACGGGCAUAGAUUGUUUAACUAAUACCUUUUUGCUCAUAAGCAGUUUUAACUGAAAACUGCUGAGAAAUAAUGCUUUAUAUUACAAAGCAUUACUGUUGGUGGAUGUAAAGCAUGCAUUGGUUUUUAGUUUCCUAAUCCUACCUAUUACUGGCACUGACCUGCGCAGUGGCUGCACAGUAACUCUGUGGAUGUACAAGUUGUUUACUUCAGCACAACACAACAACAGACCACAUUUCAGGUUUAUUUCUGCUGUUUCCUCUCUGUGUCUCCAUCUCUCAUAGUGACAUGGGGCUUAUGUGUGGGGGCGGGGUCAAAGAGGCUCAGUCUGAGGGAUUAUCAUUGUACUCUGCACACCCACACCCACACACACGUACAGACAAUUUAGGCUGAAUUGGACGACUGCUGAGUUUUUAAGCAUUAUCAACCCUACCCCCACAUUUGUAGAAGCACACACCCUGAGCAAAGGGGCUUUAAGCGCUGUCAUACACAUCACUGCGUCCCAGAGCAUGUCAGGCGACCACCAAGGAAACGUGGGAGGAUCAAAACAUCAGUAACCUCAUCUCCUGCUGCAGUGACUGUAAUACAGCUUGGAUGCUGUAAACAGAGGCGGACAACACACUGUAAACGCUGCUCUGUGAGUGUGUUUGUGUGUGAGUGUGUUUGUGUGACCUAAGUGGAGCAAAGAAGAUGAUAUCUUAGUGGACACCAGCCAGUGGAUCAAAAUCAGAUGGAGGGAGAGCCGGCCUGUCUGACUGGAACCAGAGGAGGAAAGAGGAGCGAGAGAGUGUGCUCGCGGGAGGAGAGGAAGAGGAGGAAGACGUCUGGUGUAGUGGAGGAGGGCCCCACCGGCCAGCAGAGACACCCUGACAGCUCAUCCGUGUCCAGUGUCUCCCACGAUGACCGCAGUUCAGCAGCCAGUGGCCUUGACGUGGCUGACCGACUGACCUAUCUGGAGCAGAGGAUGCAGAUGCAGGAAGAUGAAAUCCAGCUGUUGAAGAUGGCUCUGGCCGACGUCCUCAAGAGGCUUAACAUCUCUGAAGAGUACCAAGCAGCUGCUGCUGCUGGCAGGAGACCAUCGGGUGCCAAAGCCAGGCCAGUGUCUCUGGCUCUGCCCUCCAGACCGCCCAUGGUGACCUCCAGCACUGCCUCCCUGAAGAAGAGCACCACACUGCCCUCCAGCGCCACAGCCAGGAACUACAGCCCAACACCGCCCCGCAGUGGUGUGAAAAGCCCACUAGGUAGUGUGAAGGACAGUCCAUGUAAGACCACUAAAUCACGACCCACCUCUGCAGCCUCCACCUGUAAGAAACCUCAGGAAGGCAAGUCCAAGGAGGCUGCAGUAAGUGUAGGGACAAGGCGUGUGACGCACUGCAAAGUGACUAUGCAGAUCUAUCUGAGCCCCCUCACAAGAAAGACUGGGUCUUCUGAGACCGCCAAAUCUGCAGCCACGGUGCCUGCCAACAGCGGGCCCACGGCCACACCGCAGGCGAAGGGGGGGAACAAGCCACAGGCGAGGAAAACAACCCCCACUUUCACCUUAAACCUGCAGAAAACCACAAGCAGCCACAACUCAGCACAGGACACAUCCAGCUACAAGAGCCCCCUCAAAUCACCAAGCCAGUACUUUCAGAUUUGUUACUGAGGCAAGUGGAUAGCGACUGAUUUACUGCAAGUGUGUCCUUGCAAUCGAGUUUACUAAACCCCAAACUUAUUAUUUUAAACCUCAAUAAACCACUUGAACAGAAACUGCAAAUAAAGACUUUUUUCCAAUGGUGAAAAAACAAGAAAUUGAUUUUAAAAUGGGGAUGAAUACACCAAUCUUCCUUGUUGGUCAUCCUGACUUUGUUGCAAUUGUGUAUGUACAACAACUUGAGCACUUACAGCAUUUUGAAACAUUUGAGUAAAUGUCAAUACAGUGUUUUAUGACAGUGUUAUUUAUUUAAAGCAUAGUAUGAAAGCUUUAAAGCAUUUUUAGCCUCAUUAUAGUCAUUGAUCCAUUUCUCUCAUCCUAGUACCUGCGUAUUGUUUCAUUGAAUGCCUGUGUUUACUGUAAACGUUCUCUCUGUCACUAUGUAUGUGAAGUUUUGAGUUUUUAAGUAAAGAUGUGUGUCUGUAGGUGUCUUUGAGCACUGACUGUGUGAUGGACGAGGGGGAACUGACGUCAGUGAGCGUGUGUCACUGAGUCUGUCUCAUGCCUGUGAGCUGUGAUGUUUCUAGUUUUGUAAUAGAUGUUCCACUUCAACACAGGAUGUACCAGUUAAAAAGGCUCAUUCUAGUUCAGAACAAAUAAUAAAAAAAACUAUAAUCAUGAAA
Dicentrarchus labrax (European seabass) is the source of this 2326-nucleotide messenger RNA. RefSeq names its product echinoderm microtubule-associated protein-like 1. The coding region runs from base 741 to 1655 and encodes 304 amino acids. Lineage: Eukaryota; Metazoa; Chordata; Actinopteri; Moronidae. The transcript has 7 exons. The record is from RefSeq and is a predicted model, not a curated record.